GCACAGACAGUGAAACAAGAAACAUUACUGACACACCAGGACCAGAUGAGUGCUUCAUUGGUGGAUUGAGUAGAGCCAAAAAACUGGACGAGGAAACAAAGGAAGAAGGAAAAAAGAAGAACAGGUGGACAAAGAAAUCCAAAAGGUCUUUGGUGCCGUACGAAAACGGCUGGACUUGUGACUGACACCGUAUACUGUAUGCCAUCCUAUUACAAAUACAGUAUGCACGAUGACUCAUGGACAGUGAGCAUCUGUUCACAUUUCUUGUUGCUCAGCUGCUGAUCCAAAAUGUUUGUCCAGCUGCCUACAACACUGAUCAUGUGCCUGACCUUCAUGCUUGGUACUUGCAUGUUCCCCGGACAUCACUGGGGGGAAUGGAACGACUCCCAGCUCCUGCCAACCAUUCAAAAGCUGAUGAAAGGAUACAACCGCUACCUAAGACCCAAUUUCAAUGAGGGUCCUGUGGAAAUUGGGAUGAGUCUCGACAUUGCGAGCAUCGAUGCCAUUUCUGAAAUCAAUAUGGACUACACUGCAACUAUUUUUCUGCGCCAGCGGUGGCGUGAUUCCAGACUGGUGUUCCCAGGGAACGAGAGUGUCAGCGUGGAUGGACGCCUGGUUUCACUGCUCUGGAUUCCCGACACCUUCAUUCCUGACUCAAAGCGCUCCUUCCUGCAUGACGUGACGGUGGAAAAUCGCCUCAUACGCAUCUUCAGCAACGGGACGGUUCUCUAUGCACUUCGCAUCACAGCUACCAUCGCCUGCAACAUGGACCUCACCAAAUACCCCAUGGACAGACAGGUGUGCACCCUGCAGUUAGAAAGCUGGGGCUACAACCUGCAGGAUGUUGUUUUUUACUGGACCAGAGGGAAUGAUUCAGUGAAGGGUCUGGACACACUGCGGCUGGCUCAGUAUAGUGUGGAGAGCUACUACACAUCUGUGUCAGAGGCUGUGUAUGAGACCGGACAAUACCCCAAGCUGAUGCUGCAUUUUGCACUGCGCAGAAACGUGUUGUUCUUUAUCUUGGAGACGUAUGUUCCCUCGACUCUCUUGGUGGUUCUCUCCUGGGUUUCAUUCUGGAUCAGCCAGUCCUCUGUACCAGCCAGGACCUGCAUUGGUGUUACUACAGUCCUGACAAUGACUACUCUUAUGAUGGGCGCCCGCACCUCCCUGCCAAAUGCCAACUGCUUCAUUAAGGCCAUAGACGUCUACCUGGGCAUUUGCUUCACCUUCAUCUUUGGUGCUCUGUUGGAGUAUGCCUGCGCUCACUUCUAUACCAUGCAAGGCCAGACCCUAGCGGACUUGCACAGGGAUCUCGCGAGAGAGUUCAACGAGUCCAGUGGCAAUGGCUCCAUCCCCAUCGUCAGUUCCACUCAACCGAAGAAUUCUGUGAAAGUGAGCUCCCCUGCUGAGGAACCCACACAACAGUCAGCAAACAGCGACAUAAUGACCACCAGUGAACCCAAGGAAGAAAAACCAGCUCAUGUCUGCAGCUUGUCAUCACUGAAAGAUGCUUCAAAGAGGGCAGCGUCCAUCUUCACUGUGGAAAAUCCACACAACAUUGAUCGUCAUGCUCGCACCGUUUUCCCCAUGGCAUUCCUUUUCAUCAAUAUUCUCUACUGGCUUUAUUAUCUCUUUCUCUGAGAGCUGGUUGCAAGCUGCUGCUGAGUUCAUUUCACCAUCCUGCAGCUGCUUUGCAUUCCCGAUGGAGACACUAGGCCAGUCGCUUGGAUCUGAAGUCAUCAUACAUGCUUUUGGUUGACAAGUGGUAUGUAAAAAAGAAGAAAAAAAAACAUAACUUUCAACGAGAUGUAAAAAGCAGCUGUCAGUACUAGAAACCACAUCUACAGCAUAUCAUACACAUGAUUCUACCAAGCCUGUAAUUUGUCUAUUGACUGGCAAAUCAAACAAGAAUAAGUCCACUAGCUUUAAAAAAAAAAAAAAAAGUCUGUUUUCGCUGCAUCACACUUUGUGUUCCAUGUGAUUGCCUUUGUUGUUUUUAAUACAUUGUUUGUACAAGACCAUAUUCCGUAAUUAC
This is a messenger RNA of Phycodurus eques (leafy seadragon), 2035 nucleotides long. It is a transcript of the gene gabrp, whose product is annotated as gamma-aminobutyric acid type A receptor subunit pi. The coding region runs from base 289 to 1641 and encodes 450 amino acids. Gene Ontology annotation, molecular function: extracellular ligand-gated monoatomic ion channel activity; neurotransmitter receptor activity; GABA-A receptor activity. Gene Ontology annotation, biological process: chemical synaptic transmission; monoatomic ion transmembrane transport; nervous system process. Lineage: Eukaryota; Metazoa; Chordata; Actinopteri; Syngnathiformes; Syngnathidae. The transcript is spliced from 11 exons. Gene Ontology annotation, cellular component: GABA-A receptor complex; synapse; neuron projection. The record is from RefSeq and is a predicted model, not a curated record.